This is a messenger RNA of Hevea brasiliensis (rubber tree), 1789 nucleotides long. Its product is annotated as abscisic acid 8'-hydroxylase 4. Lineage: Eukaryota; Viridiplantae; Streptophyta; Magnoliopsida; Malpighiales; Euphorbiaceae. Gene Ontology annotation, molecular function: iron ion binding; (+)-abscisic acid 8'-hydroxylase activity; heme binding. Gene Ontology annotation, biological process: sterol metabolic process. The record is from RefSeq and is a predicted model, not a curated record. The transcript is spliced from 9 exons. Bases 124 to 1563 code for a protein of 479 amino acids.
ACAUAUUCCCCUUUCACUACCAAAACCCAUCUCAUAACUACUCACACAAAGAGAGAGAGAUCUAGAGAGAGGGGGGAGAGAGUUCUAGAAAGAGAGAGAGAGAGAGAGAGAGAGCACAUUUGCAUGGAGGUUGCUUCUAUUUUAAUUUACAUAUGCCUCUUUCUCUCUAGUCUACUCUCUUAUUUCUUCUUCAUCAAGAAGAAAACAAGGAUAUCCAAACCAAAAGCUAAGCUUCCUCCAGGUUCAAUGGGAUGGCCUUAUGUAGGUGAAACUUUACAACUCUACUCUCAAGACCCAAAUGUCUUCUUUACCACAAAGCAAUUAAGAUAUGGAGAAAUAUUCAAAACCCACAUACUUGGGUGUCCUUGUGUCAUGCUGUGUAGUCCUGAGGCUGCAAGGUUUGUGCUGGUGACUCAUGCUCACUUGUUCAAGCCUACAUACCCCAAAAGCAAAGAAAGACUAAUUGGACCUUCAGCUCUCUUUUUUCACCAAGGAGAGUAUCAUAAUCACCUGAGGAAGCUAGUUCAAGGUUCAUUAUCUCCAGACACGAUCAGGAAACUAAUUCCAGAUAUUGAAUCAAUGGCCAUUUCAGCCUUGGAAUCAUGGGCUGAUGGGCAUGUCAUCAACACUUUCCAUGAGAUGAAGAAGCUUUCUUUCCAAGUAGGUAUUCUCUCUAUCUUUGGUCUCUUGGACAGCAACUACAGAGAGAAGCUAAAUGAGAAUUACCACAUAAUGGAUAAGGGUUACAAUUCUUUUCCAUCAAACAUUCCUGGAACUCCCUAUCAAAAAGCUCUCUUGGCAAGGAAAAGACUUGAUCAAAUCCUUGGUGAGAUCAUCUGUGAAAGAAAGGAGAAAAGACUGCUAGAGAAGGAUCUCUUGGGUCGUUUUCUCAAUUUCAAAGAUGAAAAUGGGCAAAUUUUAACUGAAGAUCAGAUAGCUGAUAACAUUAUAGGAGUACUUUUUGCAGCUCAAGAUACUACUGCUAGUGCUUUAACAUGGAUUCUGAAAUACCUUCAUGAUGACCAGAAACUCCUUGAAGCUGUAAAGGCUGAGCAAAUGGCAAUAUGUGAAGCAAAUAAUGGAGGAAAGAAGUCCCUAAGAUGGACACAGACAAGGAAUAUGCCACUUACAUAUAGGGUUAUACUAGAGAGUCUAAGAAUGGCAAGUAUCAUAUCUUUCGCCUUCAGGGAAUCAAUAAUUGAUGUUGAAUAUAAGGGAUAUUUAAUACCAAAAGGGUGGAAGGUGAUGCCAGUAUUCAGGAACAUUCAUCACAAUCCAGAAAAUUUUCCUGAUCCUCACAUUUUUGACCCAUCAAGAUUUGAGGUUUCUCCAAAACCCAAUACUUUCAUUCCGUUUGGCAACGGAGUCCAUGCUUGUCCCGGCAAUGAGCUUGCCAAGCUGGAAAUGCUCAUCUUGAUACACCAUCUGGUAACCAUAUUCAGGUGGGAAGUGUUGGGAACAGUAGAUGGAAUUCAUUAUGGUCCAUUUCCAAUUCCCCAACAAGGGCUGCCAGCCAGAUUUUGGCAAGAAUCAACUAGCCUCAACCAAGAUUGCAGCCCUUAAUGAUUAUGAUUUCUUAUUCAUAAUUUUCAAUUUUUACCCUUUCCCCACCCCCAAUUCCAACCCCAUUGCUUUUUUUUUUUUUUUUUUCAUGGGGUCCCCAUCUCUAAUGCUUACCUGUUGUUACUUUUAUGACUUAUAAUUGUAAUUGUAAUCUUGAUCCUUUUGAGGAUCUAUAUGUAAUGAACGUAUACUACUAGUUUUUGCCUUGUGAGAAAUUGUUCUUUAA